AAACCCCCCAAAGUGCCUGCGCUCUUCUUGACGUGGCUCCUACGACUUCGAGCUCGAGAGGGAGCGUCGGGACACUUCGACAUGAAGGAAAUGUUCGCCGCGGAUCAGGCUAGAGCAAUGCCUUCCUUUCACCUCAUCAAUCGUUGAUUUCGGCCUGUUCGCUCUGACCACUAGCACGCGUUUGUUGCAUCGUGCCAGCAUACGACACCAAUGAUUCAGUUCUGUGCGCUUGAGCUUUCAUCGCAGGCCGGUAUCGCGCGCUCUGCACUUCUUCCUCCGGUAGAACAUGGACCACAAUGCGUCCCUGGCUUUGGAGAAAUCCGGCAGCGCCUCGGACACCAGUGCAGGACCCGUCACUCCCGACCGAGCACCACAGGCAUGCGUCUCAUGUCGCAAGCAGAAACGAGGAUGUAACAAAGCCCUGCCGGCUUGUCGACUAUGCACUCGCAUGGGACGAAUAUGUGACUACUCGGACGGGCCAGUGACCGUCUCCAGCGCGGAGGUGACCGAGCUCACGCAAAAGAUACAAGACCUCGAGAGACGUCUUUCCGAACGCGAAAGCAGGGUCUUUUCCGAGGAAGCGGCCCCAACGUCGCACUAUGGCGGUGGCACAUCUCAACAAACAAUCGCACAACCAGGAGUCAAGCUUGCACAACGGCUGAGGGCCCAGGAAGCCAUCGGAUUCUUGGAUGCGAGGCUAUUGCGGAACCCGUAUCUGGAUACCAGGAGUACAGUAGAGGCACCUCAAGAUAUCUUGAACCACGUCGGUGGUGAAGCCAACAUUAAGCGAAUCACAACGGCCUAUUACGCGCAGGUCCAUCCGUGGCUGCCCAUGAUAUCCAAACAACGCUUGAUGGACAUGUCUCAAACCACGCCACUCAGCUAUGACCUCGCUGUCCUGAUCCUCGCCAUGGAACUUGUGCUGAGUCGGCCGGAUGCCGGGUCUGGCGAUCCAGACCACUACCUCUAUACCCUGUGCAAGCGGCACAUCCAAGGGCUUCAGGGCGUUCAGGCAUUCUCCUUGAGCUUUCUUCAGGGGACAGUCCUUGUUGCAUUGUUCGAAUAUGGGCACGGCAUGAACCCUUCGGCCUGGCUGACUCUUGGCCAGUGCGUGCAGCUUGUUGAGAUUCUAGGACUAAAAAUGUCGAGGGAAAACAGCGAGGCCACUGCCCAGCAUGUGGAGUGGCUGGUUGCAGAGGAGAAGCACAGGACGUGUUGGGCAGUAUACGUGCUCGAAAGAGUCAUGGCCAUCAGUUCUGAGAAGCGCCUCCUCAUGGCAGAGCCAGUGCCGACAGAUGUGCUUCCGGUAGACGAGACAGCCUGGAACCAGUCGGCUCGACAACAUCGACACGUGGCUCGCAACGUCUCGGCGCCCUACUCGGACCCCCAGUGUGCGUUUGCGCGGCUCUGCCAGGCGGCACACAUCGCAGCCAAAGUCAUACGGCAUGCCCAGGCCGCUGCGACACAAAAGGCUCUGGGCCACCGGGUCGAGGGCAUGGGGGUCGCCAGGCUGACUGCGACGGCCCAGAGCCUUUGCGCCAGUCUCUUUGCGGACUUUGCCGCGACGCCGGCGUCGUACUGGAUCCUGAUACCAAGCAGGAGUCUGGCUCUGAGCUCGGUCAUGACCUUGCUCAGGGCCUAUUGCUUGGUCGGUACUGUGCCCGCAGUGCCUAAUCUGGGUUGUCCCGCGCAGACAGGCGAGGAGUUGUCCCUGCACAUCGGCCUGGUUGACGGGCUCAGGUCGACUGCGUCACACAUUGCCGAGGACACGACCAACGUCAUGGCACUAGUCCUGCAGGACGGCGGCCUCGACCAGGUGUCUCCUUUCAUCCUCGACUCCAUCUACCAGUCGGCAUCGGCGCUGAGCUGGCUCGACAGCCCCGGCUCCGAGCUGGGCGUGCUGGGGCCCGAGACGAAUGCGCAGGCGCUGCUGGAGAUCGGCCACCGCUGGGCUCUGGGGCUGGCAUACCUCGGGUGUCUCGAGGAGCAGCGGCCCGGCGUCACGGCGCUGGCCAACACCCUUUCAGGGAGGAUCGACAUGGUUGGGGGUGAUGUGGACAUGUCGAGCUUGGGAUUUGGAUAGGACGGGGAGGAUUUAAAUGUAUAACUGGGGAAGCAACAAGACUUAAUACGUAAUAGCACGGUACACUCGUUGGCCUGACCUAAACAACAUGCGAAGUUCCGUCGACACAUAAGUCAUUGCCCGCACCAGUUGACGAGAUUAAGUACUUGAGAUACGUCUAGCACCAGAGGUUUGUACUGCCUACCCCAAAGUCCAGAAGGGUUCCACAAAAAGUCUGGAUCAGAAGUGGGGGCUUUUGUCUAC
Molecule: messenger RNA, 2326 nt
Organism: Microdochium trichocladiopsis
Lineage: Eukaryota; Fungi; Ascomycota; Sordariomycetes; Xylariales; Microdochiaceae
Exons: 5
Coding region: 287-2083 (598 amino acids)
Biological process (GO): DNA-templated transcription; regulation of DNA-templated transcription
Cellular component (GO): nucleus
Molecular function (GO): DNA-binding transcription factor activity, RNA polymerase II-specific; DNA binding; zinc ion binding
Source: RefSeq, a predicted model, not a curated record